GGACAAGCCAAUCUUCUGUAAUCUGUGCAAAACUUGGAAUUUCCAUUUUCUCCUUUCCUUGACCACCUGCACUCACUACUGCUGCUCUCACUCCCUUUCUCGUGACAGCAAGCGCCAACAUCGGCUCUCCCUCCCGUAGACGGCCAGCUGCUGCUCCAGUGUGCAUACUCUGCACCUGUCACUCUGCACCACCUGCGCUGAAGUCGAUCGAGCCUGCCUCUGCCACCAAUCAAUCUGAACGUCGACACUAGGCUAGCCCCCUUCGAUACCUAAACCAUCCCAUCCCGAGGUUCGUUGCUCUCGACUCUCACCUCUACCAUCCACCCAUCCACCUCCAGACCCAACUCGGUCCUGACCCUCGUUUUUUUUGGCUUGCAGCUCUCACCAUAGCACCUCAUACCCGACCAACACGACGUCCUUUGGAUACCAUCAAGCUUCAUCUCUCUCGUUGUGCCCUUUUGGACUUCUAAUUCAACCGUGUCUGCCUUCGAUCCUUCCCCUUCCACCCCCCUCUGUCAUACCACAUUCGAAAGUUGGAAUUCGCAAAUCGCAGACAAUCGCUUAAUUCACAACGUUUUCUUUUACGUUCAGUGGGACUGCGUUCCGAUUACUGUCACUACAACCAAUACCCUCUCUUCAGUUCCGCCGACCUCACGAAGAUUGAUCGCAAGCCCCUGGAAACUUCCCUCCACGCGUUAGGCGAGAGGUGAAAUUGCCAUUUGUUGAUCCCCACCGAGAUAGCAAUGGUCUCACCAGACUCCCUAAGUCAACCAAGAAAACCACCACAUAUAACUGUCAACUCCGGGAGUGGAGGCGACAUAGUAGGAGCCAUGCGUUCCGAUAGCUCCGUCGAACCGGGGACGCCAGGCGUCACCCGCGAAUUACUUCCUUCAAAAUCAGCAGCUUCGAGAAGCCAUCCAGGCUUAUAUGCUACGCCAUCCGUAGCCGAAUCCGCCGAGAUGCUGCUGCCACCCUCCAGAUCAGGGCGAACUCCAAAACCAUACAGUGAUCUCGAUAGUCCACGUACACCAUCCGACAUGUCGAGAAGGACAAGUUGGAGCUCGAAUAAUGGCUCGGAAGUUGGACGUAGGGAUAGCAGGCAUUCUCCGUUUGCCUCGCCGUUUGAUGAUUCGAGAGCUCCUUCAAGAGCGGGGAGCGACGAUGAGCACGUUAAUACACAGACGGUAUCGGAAAAAUAUAACAUUAUGCCUUCCGCGGGCCUGUUAUUAUUUCCCGAAGAUGUCGAAAAGGACGAUUAUCUGCACAAUCCGGACCCCAAUGAAUCAGACCGAGAAAAGUGCGAUAUAUGGACCAAGAGAGGAAUGACCAAUGUGGGAGGUUUACUUUUCAUCACCCUUGGGGUGUUGAUGUUGUUUGUGGGAUAUCCGGCAUUGUAUGUGCUCAAUGGUAGUGUCAGAUCUCACUUUUCUCUGCUAACUUUAAUUAGAACCUUUGCGCGAAACCUCACCGCAGCAGUGCCAACCGGCUGCGCUGGUGACCCAAUGUGUAUUACGGACCAGGCCCCCGCCAUUAAAAAUAUCAAGAUGACCCUGAUUGAUCCCGACACCCCAGCGGACGCAAUGACUGUCAAGGACAAAUAUGGAAAGACACUUCAAUUGGUAUUUUCGGACGAAUUCAAUACGGAUGGGCGAACCUUUUACGAUGGCGAUGACCCUUACUUUCAAGCUGUGGACAUUUGGUAUGGUGUCACCCAGGAUAUUGAAUGGUAUGAUCCAGAUGCGGCCUCUACUGCCAACGGGAAACUCAACUUGAAGAUGGACGCUUUCCAGAGUCACAACCUCAAUUACCGAUCGGGCAUGUUGCAAUCAUGGAAUAAGCUAUGUUUCAAGGGAGGUAGAUUGGAAGCAAGUAUCUCCCUUCCCGGUCAAGGUGAUCACCAAGGUUUCUGGCCAGGUUUUUGGGCUAUGGGAAAUCUCGGAAGACCUGGAUAUCCUGCGACCACGGAUGGAUUAUGGCCAUACAGUUACGAUGAUGUAUGUGACGCUGGUAUCACUGCAAAUCAAAGUGACCCAGGUGGAUUGAGUUUAUUGCCAGGAAUGAGAUUACCAGCAUGUACUUGCGCAGGCGAGGAUCACCCUUCGCCUGGUAAAUCUCGAUCCGCCCCAGAAAUUGAUGUACUUGAAGCUAGUUCUGGUUUUAUUGGUCCGGGGGAAUUUGACCGGGCGACGGGAACGGUUUCUCAAUCCUUACAAAUCGCUCCAUUCGACAUUUGGUAUCAACCGGAUUACGAUUAUAUGGAGAUUUAUGACCACCAGAUUACAGGAAUGAAUAUCUAUCGUGGAGGUGUUUACCAAGAGGCUCUGUCCGCCGUAACGUGGCUCAACAAUGAUUGGUAUGAUGGCAAGGCUUAUCAAAAGUAUGGAUUUGAAUACGCGAGGGGAGAUACAGGAUACGUCGACUGGUUCGUUGGAGAUGAGUACGUGUGGAUGGCGGAUGCACGAUCUUUACGACCUAACGGAAACGUUGGAAAACGAGUGAUUCCCGAAGAGCCCAUGACCAUCAUUGCCAAUUUUGGUAUGUCGAACAGUUUCGCCCAAGUUUUCUUGCCCAAUUUGGCCGAAGCGAUGCCCGCCACCAUGAGAUUGGACUAUAUUCGAAUCUAUCAAGACCCCAAUGAUAUUUCCGUUACUUGUGAUCCUCCGGGAUAUCCUACCACUCCAUAUAUUGAGAAGCACAAGGAAGUAUAUAAUAACCAGAAUUUGUCCUUAUGGUAUGUCUAACCCACUUAGCUGAUGUGAAACCGUUCUAACCAUUUUGUAGGAGUGAAACCAAUUACACCUGGCCGAAAAAUACACUAGUUAAUGGUUGCACGGCCUAGUGUGUGGUUUAAGGAUGGAGAUUCAAGAUUACAUUUACAUACCCUGUACAAAUUUCGAGCGAGCCGUGUUUUGUGUUUUGUUAUUGAUUUGCUCUCGAAACCCUCGCCUAGGAAUACGAGAAGUGAUACGAAGAUAAUGCGUCAAAAGAUAUAGAAGGCGUUAAUUACCAUUCCAAGUGUUUAUGUUUUUUCUACGUUGCUUUUUUUUUGUCUCCUUCCGAUGGAUUGAUUUGAUUUGAUUGAUCGAGAUUAAAGCGCACACAUAUGUAUACUGUGGCUGUAGGGGAGGGAGGUUGUAACUGCUACUCUACUUGUAUCAUUCAUCUAAUUGCAUAGCGGAAUGCGGCGUUUUGUUGUUUUUUAGGGGGUUGUUAUAUGAAUGAAUAGAAUUAUUAUAUUAUAUUAUAAUU
Molecule: messenger RNA, 3249 nt
Organism: Hymenoscyphus albidus
Lineage: Eukaryota; Fungi; Ascomycota; Leotiomycetes; Helotiales; Helotiaceae
Source: the annotation of a GenBank genome assembly